UAUAUUAUCAAUGAUCUUGGCCACCACAUCCUUGGACUCCUUGAGCAACUCCACACUAUUAUUGAGCCUCUUGCGUUUUUCGGCCACAGCAGGCGACUCCUGCAGCAUCCUGUCCAUCGCCUUCCCCUCUGGACCCAUCACCUCAUUAACAAUUUCCACCUCCAUUUCCUUGUUCACCAGAUUGCGUAUGCUAAACAUCAAAUGCAGGGCCAUGCAAUCGACCAUCCUUCUCAGCACAAUCUUCCAGUAGGCCGUCAAUCUCAUCUUCAGAAUCUCCUUAAACAUGUUCUGGUUGGCCAUGAGCUUGCUCCACGAAGCCAUGUACUCAGGGUCGCACGUGUAGUCCGUCAUCUUCUCCAUCUCGAUCAUAUCCACAACCCAAACCUCCGACUGCUUCCUCUUCAUGGCCACCAGGUUCCGGGCGGCUUGCCUCAUGGACGAGAG
Striga asiatica is the source of this 444-nucleotide messenger RNA. NCBI's taxonomy places the organism in Eukaryota, Viridiplantae, Streptophyta, Magnoliopsida, Lamiales, Orobanchaceae. The record is from the annotation of a GenBank genome assembly.